This is a messenger RNA of Fundulus heteroclitus (mummichog), 5202 nucleotides long. It is a transcript of the gene ppp1r12a, whose product is annotated as protein phosphatase 1, regulatory subunit 12A. Lineage: Eukaryota; Metazoa; Chordata; Actinopteri; Cyprinodontiformes; Fundulidae. The coding region runs from base 104 to 3364 and encodes 1086 amino acids. Gene Ontology annotation, cellular component: cytoplasm; A band; Z disc. The transcript is spliced from 28 exons. Gene Ontology annotation, biological process: signal transduction. Gene Ontology annotation, molecular function: phosphatase regulator activity; protein kinase binding; enzyme inhibitor activity. The record is from RefSeq and is a predicted model, not a curated record.
CUCCCCAGCCCUCCCUUCCCACGCCCCAGUGCGCUGUGGGAUAGUGGCUCUAUAAAGUAUACCCUCUCUCGGAGCACGAAAAGAAGCCCGAGACAGGAGGGGGAUGAAGAUGGCGGACGCCAAGCAGAAAAGGAAUGAGCAGUUAAAGCGCUGGCUGGGCUCGGAGACGGACCAGGAGCCGCCUGUCCUGAAGAAGAAGAAGACGAAGGUGAAGUUCGAUGAUGGCGCCGUGUUUCUGGCCGCCUGCUCGAGCGGCGAUACGGAGGAGGUGCUCCGUCUGCUUGACCGGGGCGCUGACAUCAACUACGCCAAUGUGGACGGUCUCACCGCGCUCCACCAGGCUUGCAUAGACGACAACAUCGACAUGGUGACGUUCCUGGUGGAGCACGGCGCCAGCGUCAACCAGCCCGACAACGAGGGCUGGAUCCCCCUCCACGCCGCGGCUUCUUGUGGAUACCUAGACAUAGCAGAGUACCUGAUUGGCCAGGGUGCCAACGUUGGAGUCGUGAACAGUGAGGGGGAGACGCCUCUGGACAUCGCUGAAGAGGAGCCAAUGGAGGAACUUCUUCAGAAUGAGAUUAACCGACAAGGGUUGGACAUUGAGGCGGCCCGAAAAGAGGAGGAGCGGAUCAUGCUGAGGGACGCCCGGCAGUGGCUAAACAGCGGCCAGAUUCAAGACACCCGGCACGCCAAAUCAGGAGGAACGGCGCUCCACGUGGCCGCCGCUAAAGGAUACGUGGAGGUUUUAAAGCUUUUAAUCCAAGCAGGUUAUGACGUAAAUAUCAAGGACUACGACGGCUGGACGCCGCUACACGCCGCGGCGCACUGGGGCAAAGAGGAGGCGUGUAGGAUACUCGUGGAGAAUCUUUGCGACAUGGAGCUUAUUAAUAAAAUGGGCCAGACGGCGUUUGACGUGGCGGAUGAAGACGUGCUGGGAUACCUAGAAGAGCUCCAGAAGAAACAAAACCUGCUGAUGAGUGAGAAGAAGGAUGUGAAGAAGUCUCCUCUGAUUGAAACGACCACUACAGGAGACAACAACCAGUCACUGAAGCCACUCAAGAGCAAAGAAACGCUGCUUCUGGAGCCAGAGAAGACGGCGCCGCGCAUCGAGAACCUGGAGCCAGAGAAGGUGGACGAAGAGGAGGAGGGGAAGAAGGACGAAUCCAGCUGCUCGAGCGAAGAGGAGGACGAAGAAGAUUCAGAGUCUGAGAAUGAAGCAGACAAGAGCAAGCCUCCAGCAGCGGUGACCAGUAGCACAACCACCACCCCGGCCACCGUCAGCGUGUCGUCGCCAACUAGUCCCACAAACCAGGUGACGACGCCCACUUCACCGGUUAAGAAGUUUGAUUACAUUACACCUCUCAUGCCUCUGGCGGAGCCAGGCUGUCCUGCAUUGUGGCGUCAAGGUUUGCGCAAAACUGGCAUUUCUCUUUUGCCAAAAAAACCCAUGGUCGCUCAGCCUGCCGCAAAGAUCUCAACCCGAGUGGAGGAGGAGAGGAAGGACGAGUCUCCGGCGUCGUGGCGUCUGGGUUUGAGGAAGACGGGCAGCUACGGGGCGCUCUCUGAGAUCACCGCCACAAAGGAAGCUCAGAGGGAGAAGGACACUACAGGCGUGAUGCGCUCCGCCUCAAGCCCGCGCCUCUCCUCGUCCCUGGACAACAAGGAAAAGGAAAAGGAGAAGGACAAAGGAACCCGGCUGGCGUACGUGGCCCCGACCAUCCCCAGAAGACUGGCCAGCACUUCAGACGUGGACGAGAAGGAGAACAGGGACUCCACAGCUCUGAUACGAAGCGGCUCGUACACUCGGCGACGGUGGGACGACGACCUGAAGAACAGCGAAGGAAGCUCCUCCACCAACAGGACCUCCAGCUACCAGCGCAGCACGUCGCACACGCUAGCGCUAGGGCGGAGCGGCAGCACGCGGGACGUGCCGGCCAAGUCUUCGUCAACCUCCAGCUUGGACCCUAACACCUGUAAUACUAAACCCUGGCAGCCACCCUCCUCCCACUACCCGUCUUACAGCAUUUACCGCAGCAGCUCCUUCGGCAGGAGACACGAGGAUCUGAGCGCCUCCACCUCCACCACCUCCUCCACAACAACCACCACCACCUCCUCGUCUGUUACCUCGCCCACAGGCCACCGCAGCCUCCUCUCCAGCCUGGGUUCCGCUUCCACCCGAACUGGCUCCACCAGUCUCACCAGCAGGUACUGGUCAGAGGAGAGUGCAGAGAGGGAAAAGGAGAAGGAAAAGGACUCGGCUGCUGUUAUCCCCACUAUAAACACUGGCUCUACCACAACCGCCACGUCCGCCGCCACCACCACCACCACCACGGCCAUAUCCACCACUACCACCGGCAUAGGCACCGGCCCAGAACGACGCAGGUCGUACCUGACACCGGUGCGAGACGAGGAGUCGGAGUCUCAGAGGAAAGCUCGAUCCAGACAGGCCCGGCAGUCGAGGCGCUCCACGCAGGGUGUGACUCUGACUGACCUGCAGGAGGCAGAGAAAACAAUCGGCAGGAGUCGCCCCCAGAAGACCCGCGAGGAGGAGAAGGAGGAGAAGGAGAAGCAGGACAAGGAGAAGCAGCAGGAGGAGAAGAAGGAGGCGGAGACGAAGGAGGAUGAUUACCUAUCCAAGUACCGGAGCUUCGAGGAGCGUUAUCGGCCUUCAUCGUCGUCCUCCACCUCUGCCGCCUCCACCGUCUCCACCGCCUCCACCACUUCAUACUCGGGCUCCUCGCUGACCUCCAGCUCCCUCAACCGGCCCAACAGCCUGACGGGAAUCACCUCAUCUUACAGCCGAUCCUCUCGAGAUCCAGAAAAAGAGUCGGACAAAAAGGACGAGGAAAAGGAAGGCGAGGACAAGUCUCAGCCCCGCUCCAUACGGGAUCGCAGGCGGCCCCGCGAGAAGAGGCGCUCCACUGGGGUGUCCUUCUGGACUCAAGAUGGUGACGGAAAUGAUCCGGAGCAGCAGUCGGACUCAGAGGAGGGCAGCACCAGAGGAGACUCACAGAGCGACAGGUUGUCCAGAAAUGAGAGCACUUCAUCUAUAGAUCGCACCGAUGUUUCUUUUAGCCGUAGUUAUGAGGGCCGAAGGCCGUACUCAAGGCGGCUGGAUAGAGAAGACGCCACCGACUACAAAAAGCUCUACGAGCAGAUCUUAGCCGAGAACGAGAAGCUGAAGGCCCAGUUACGCGACACUGACCUGGAAAUGGCCGACUUGAAGUUACAGUUAGAGAAAGCCACGCAGAGGCAGGAGAGAUACACUGACCGGUCCCAGCUUGAGAUGGAGAAAAGGGUAACAAGCAGGCCCCCUUACCAACUGGCCGGUGGAAAGAAGAGCUCUAGAAAGGAAGAUUUCUGAGAUGGAGGAGGAACUUAAGAUGCUCCCAGACUUGAAAGCAGACAACCAGAGACUAAAGGACGAGAACGGAGCCCUCAUUCGAGUCAUUAGCAAGCUUUCCAAGUAGAACCCCCCCGCCCUGCCUCGCCCCGCCUGUCCUGUCUUUUGCACCCGCUAGUCCCCCAUGGCAGCGACUAAUGGAAUUGCACAUUUAGAUAUUAAUUGCAACAGACAUCAGAGACGAGACUCCUCCUAGCUUUUCGUUUUGUUUCUCCAAGCUCUCCCUUUUUGCUCCUCCUCCACCAUCACCACUGCUGCAGCCUCCAUCCCUCCCUCCAUCCAUCCAUCCAUCCUCCUCGGCUGUAGACCUCUCGAUCGGUGCGGCUGCUGUUCCGAUAGAAGCGCUGAGUUUACAGAGCAAAAAGGAGAGAGGUUUGUGCGAGAGCGACUUUUCGGGCGGGGAAGCCUGAAAACUAUUUAACCAAUAAGCCUUAGUUGUACAUAAAAAGAAAAAAAACACUUGCAUCGAUCUCCUCUCUCGGCUAUCACUGAAGAACAGAUAUUACCCUUCACCUGAUUUUAUUUGUGCCACAGUCUCUCCUAUUAGACUCUUUCCCUCUAUACGUGUUGUGUGCUGUGCUGUUCCCUCCUUCACUCCCUCCCUCCAUCCCCCCCCUCCUUUUUUUAAAGUGCUACUUCUGCCUGAUAUCUGCUCCCUGCGGCUACCGCCAGCCUAAUUUAUCCUGACCGUUAUCCGCUCCCCCCCCCCCCCCCCUCCCACCGGCAGACCACCACCACACAUCGUCCUCUUCCUCCUUCCCCUCGUCUUCGUACAUCUGUGCGUCUUCCUUCCAAGAGGGAAAACAAUUUGAGUUCUCGCGGAUCUGGUGGAGUUUAAGCUUUCACUGUAUGUGCAAUAUGCAUUUCUUUCUUUCUUUUUAAAAAAAAAAAAUGCUUUAAUGAGUUUCAUCACAAGUAGGAUUUUCACUCCUGGCGCUUCAAUCGCUCACUUUCUUUCUUCUCCUCCAUUUUUUUUUUUCUUUUUAUUUGAAGUUUGUAGUCUGUUUAUACUCUGUAUUUCUCACUUUGUUUUAGCAGGUACUGAGUGAUUCUGUAUAUACCUGUACGUAUUUUGUUUGAGAGCAGCACAUGGCAUGCGUUUAUGGAUCCUGUCUGUUACUAUUAAAAAUAUACAAAUUCCAGAGGACAAAGACGUGUGUUUUUAAUUAUUUUUCCUUUUCUAGUUUAAGGACAUUGGACACAGUGGAGCGUCUCUGUUACACAGGACUGCUUCUUUUUUUUUUUUUUUUUUUUUGGUUCACCUAAUAGUGAAAUCUAGAGUAAUUGCUUCACUACAUUUCACUUUCGUUGUAUUCAGUAUCCUGGACGAGUGCUGUUAGUUUUGUUUCCCAUUCUUUAAAAAAAAAUAAAUAAAUAAAUAAAAAGCUGUAGUAUUAUAGGCAAGAUAUUGUCACAAAAUAAAAUGUUUUAAGAAAAAUAAAAGGAUAUCUUAGAUAUUGCUAACCCGGUCCUUUCUCCAAUGUCUACAUGCACUGUCGAUGCCAUGUGAGGGGUCUUAUGGGGUUGGAGCGAAACGCCACCAUCAGCUGUUCCGUUCAAUAUUUUAUGCAUUUCAGUGGCCUUUUUAAGGAAGUUUUACUACAAUAAGUUUAAAAAAAAAAAGAUCACUGCAGAUGGACUGGCGGACGUCUGCUCUGGUUUAGGCUUUUUUUUUUUUUUUUCCUUUUGUUUUUCCUGUCAUCUUGUAAAAUAGGUGUGUGGCUUAAUACAUGCAAGCUGUGCUGUGACUACCAACCACUGAAGAGUUCAUUAAAAAUAAACUUGUACAUUGUAAAGUC